AUGUAUGUUCGGGCUCGAAGAUCUCUGCAAUCAAUGCAUACUGGGACAAUCAGGCAGAGCAUUGACAAUGGCUGGGCCGAGCAGGGAGGUUACAUGCGAGCAAAGAAAUCUAAAUUGGAGAAUCAGUUCCGCCCCGAAAAGGAAGCUCUUCAAUCCGAUAUAUUCCAUGGGGUUUCUAUCUACGUCAACGGAUACACAGAUCCUCCCGCACUCGAACUGCGUGAUUUGAUUCGUGCACAUGGCGGGCAAUAUAGUGCUUACUAUAGUCGUUCAAGGGUUACACACAUAAUCGCGACUCGGCUUCCAAUGGGGAAAGUGAACAAACUUACUGACCAAAAGAUCGUCUCCAGCGCGUGGAUUAUGGAAAGUAUCAAAUUGAACCGUCUACUGCCAUGGCAACAAUUUCAACUAUAUGCCGGACGGACGGGAGGCGUAGGUCAACGGCGGAUACUCGUUGUCCCGGCUGUACAGGAUGAUGCUGGCCCAGCACUUAGAACUGAUAACUCCGUUCGUCUUGCAUCGGUUUUGCAUGCAACAUCUCGUCACAUGAUGCCGACAUCUUCAGGUAUCUCCAAACCAAUCUUCAAGCCUCGACGCUCAGUCUAUCUGGCCGCCUUCAAUAUCCUCAUUUUGAAGCAAGCAGGACAACAAGCCGCUCUUGCUUCCACACUGGACUUGCUUGGCAUUGAUGUGUGGUGUGUCUCGGCAACAAGAAUUCAAAAUGCAAUCACAGUAGUUGAGCUACCCCCCCCCCCAAAUCAGUCUCCACUCCAGCUAUGCGCCUUUGGUGAUCCAGAGGCUGCUGUGGCAGGAUGUGCAGGGGUUGGUAUCGUGCUAAGUCACGGGGUGGAAGUAUCUUUGCGCCUGUCAGCUCCUGUGGAUGCUGAAGCUUCUGACGGGAUAGGUGAACACACGAUGCCUGAACAACACGAAGCUGUUAUAUCAGUUGAUAUGGCAAACUCAGGAAUCAGUGAGUCUCCUAAAGGUAAAACAGGUCGUCGCCUGCAACAAAUGCGACUAGAUGCCUGUCUGUCACCUCCCAAAAAGUCCACCGGCAAUCUACCACAUCUGAAACCCAGUGGGGCAAUAUCCCUGAAGCAGUUGCUCCAGGGGUCCGUACGCAGUAUCCCGAUAAGUGCAUCGAAUCAGAAGACUAUCGAUUCCAGUUCAUCGGAGAAUCAAACGAUCCCAUCUCCACCACAUCCAACCGACACGGAUGCACAAUUAGCUACCUUUUAUGCACGAUCCAGACUACAUCACCUCUCUUCGUGGGCCAAUGAGCUGCGCGAUUUGGUCCAGCAGCUUCGUGAUGAUCCAGCUUACUCCGAGUCGGGCUUUGGCGAAGAAUGGAAGCGAUCUGUAAUUCUUCAAAGCACAGUUGACCCAUCCGUUGUUGUCACGCUUCGCGCAAGUCAAACUCGUUCAUCCACCAAGCACACACCGCCGCAGCAUCGUGUGUACUUUCAUAUUGACAUGGAUUGCUUUUUCGUCUCCGUCAGUCUGCGUAAUAGACCAGAACUAAAAGACAAACCGGUGGCAAUCACUCACGCAAGUUCAUCAGGAGAUGACAAGACUUCAAUUCAUCGACGUUCCGGGGUGCAUUCUAUGUCUGAGGUGGCAUCCUGUUCGUAUACGGCAAGACAAACUUCCGGACGUGUGAGAGUGUACGGAGAGCUCUCCAAAAGCUUCCGCACACAAAGCGGUGUCCGUCAGGGAUGCCCACUCUCUCCAUUCCUUUUUAACUUUGUGAUCGAUGAAAUAAUGAGACGAACGCUGGAGGGUCUCCAAAACCCUGGUGUUCAAAUAGCCAGUGAAGAAAACCUUGUCGAUCUGGAAUAUGCAGACGACAUCGUUCUCAUGUUCGAAGAGGAGGAGAAGGCGCAAGUAUUCUUGGAUGAACUGACCAAAGUCAUCCCGUCCUUUGGUAUGCAUUUUGCACCCACAAAGUGUAAGGUCAUGCUUGUGGACGUGCAGUCACUGAACACGCCCCUUACAAUCCAGGGAGAGGUACUGGAAGUUGUGGAGCGUUUUACGUACCUUGGAAGUUGUAUUAGUUCUGAUUGCAGUGUGACAGAUGAGGUGAAUGCACGAAUCUGCAAGGCUCGGGCCGCGUUUGCUAACUUGAGACACCUAUGGCGUCAGAAUGGUUUAUCCCUGAAUCUGAAGGGACGUGUGUAUCAAGCUACAGUACGGGCUGUUUUGUUGUAUGGCUGUGAGACUUGGCCUAUUCGAGCAGCGGACCUGAGACGUCUUCAGGUGUUCGACAAUCGUUGUCUCAGAACCAUAGCUCGUGUGGGUUGGUGUCGGCGAAUCCGUAACGAGGCAGUUAGAAAGCGUGUUUUCGGUUGUGUAACGGGUACUUCCAUUGAAGAAUGUGUCCAGCACCAGAAGCUGCGUUGGUUGGGACAUGUGUUACGUAUGCCGAACCAUCGUUUGCCGAAGAGAGUGCUGUUUUCCAUGCCCAAUUCAGAGUGGCGUAAACAGAGAGGUGGCCAACCCUUGACUUGGCAGAGGAGUAUGAAGGAGAUCACGAAACGCUCUGGUGCUAUCGGUGCUACUCGCCUUCCAGGGUGGGGACGGCGUAAUCCUCACUGUGCCUGGUUGGAGACACUACAAGAUAUGGCUGCCAACCGAUGUCAGUGGCGUUCUUGUUGUCAGUUUCUGUCCAGAUUGCCUGAUUUCACUUUGAACAUCCAGGCGGUGAGCUGUGAUGAGCUUUAUGCGGAUUGCACGGAUCUUCUAUCGUUAGACCAUAUAGGUUCCGGAAGUAAUUGUCACCAAGCCAAUCUCUCAGGCCAGGAAGCGUGUUUGACUCAACGAAUCGUCAAUCCGCUACUGUUAGGCUCUCGUCUACGCUCACUAGUGGAAGAGAGAUCUGGCGGGUGCACAGCAUCAAUCGGUUUCGGGAGCAGUAAACUGUUGGCUCGUCUAGCCACAAAGAAAGCAAAACCGAAUGGCCAAGUCUGGUUUCUGGGCGUCAGCGGUGAUCAGAACCCUGGCAAUUGCGCUUGGCGUUGGGCUAUUGAGGAACUGAACUCUUCCAUCUCCGAUACUUCGUUGCCAACUGCCGGUCUGUAUUCCGACUGUGAGCUCACGGGAUCCGAUGCAGAGUGGCUGAGUGAUUUACCGCUUCAAGAAUUACCAGGUAUUGGCAGAGUGUUAGUUGUGAAAUUGGCGACGGCCUUCAACGUGACAACGUGUGGCGAACUCAUGCGCGGAGUGACGCGUGGUCAACUAAUUGACCUUGUCGGACGGAAAACUGGGGAACGUCUCUACUGGCUUUGCCGUGGUCGGGAUCCGUGUGACCAGCUGCACGUACAAAAGCCUUGCAAGUCGGUGUCAGCGUGCAUGAACUACGGUAUACGAUUACAAACGUUGGCCGACAUGGAGAAGCUGGUGCGUUCGCUGACAACUGAGUUGGUGUCACGUAUGUCCAACACCAAACUGACGCAAGACAGUUCCGUGCGAGGCGGUGUUCAGGGUCAGAAUCUCACUGUUCGCGUAUUCAUUAGAGCUCCAAACGCGCCGCAAGAAUCGGCAAAGUUUAUGGGCCAUGGUAUCUGCAAAAAGGCCAGUCGCAUGAUCUCAUUACCAGAGGCGACAGCUGAUCCUCAAGUCAUCCAACGAUUCACCAUGUCUGUACUCCGUCAGCUAUGUCCAGACGUGAAGGAUCUGCGUGGUUUGGGUCUUCAGAUGAAUCGUCUCUCAAUGUCGACAGUGGAUCGUUGUGUUAAUAAUCCACUGGCAAAGCCGUCUUCGAAUACCUUAUCUCCUCCGACCGCAUCAUCUGUGAGUCCCACUUCCUGUCCGGUAAUCAAAGAAGUUCCGCUAAAACCUGCUGUCAUUUCCGAACCGGUUAUAUCAGGCGCCCAGGCUUCGGAAGUAUCACAUACACCUGUGCGUGUCCGACGGAGGUCUCUUCGCUUGAAGCGCCCUAAUUCAUCCUCUGGGCUUCCAAAUCCUACCGUUCCGAGCUUCAACUCCAUGGGCUCCCUCUCACCGUUGUGCGUAAACACAGCGUUGACUUCGAAUGACCCACCUCGAUCUGCCGACGAUAUUGUUGUCCCGUCCAAUAUUUCGAACCCGCAGUUACCGGAUGCAGAAGUAUCCCCAAAUCAAUACAUCUGCCGGGACGUUGACUGUCAUGUUUCACCACUGCCGAGCAGCACACCUUUGCCUCGGAAGCACGCACCACGCCACGUGCAACCGCACAGUCCACUAAAAGGGAUAGGUCGGGUUGCAAAUAACGCACUAUCGCCUAUCAAGCCAAAAACAUUGGCAAGUCCGGGUCUCCUGACACAGACUGGUGCAGACACUACUGGGUUGUUUGCUACGAAGACAAUGGACCAAAUAAAACAAAUCUUCGCCAAUUGGAUUACCAGUGAACCCUGUGCUGGUUACAUUGGUUCCGAGGAAAUCGGUCAACUGCCAUACGUGACCAAACCCACACAACAAAUGGGAUGUGGCCAGUUCAUCCAUCGCUACAACCCGAGCCCGAAAGUGGCGGUUCCAGCCGCCAUAGCUUCAUCUAAUGCGGAUAAAGGUAACCAUGCGUCACAGGAGAUUGCACAACCAGUUAGACCGACGUUACCGAACUCUUACCCGGUUAUCAAGCACUACGCGGAGAAAGCCAUUGCGAUCGUCAUCGUCAGGGUCACCAACCAUCGUCCUGGGGCUUUCAUCAGGGGGACACGCAGUAACCAAGGCGACUGA
Molecule: messenger RNA, 4713 nt
Organism: Opisthorchis viverrini
Lineage: Eukaryota; Metazoa; Platyhelminthes; Trematoda; Opisthorchiida; Opisthorchiidae
Exons: 22
Coding region: 1-4713 (1570 amino acids)
Biological process (GO): error-prone translesion synthesis; error-free translesion synthesis
Cellular component (GO): nucleus
Molecular function (GO): DNA-directed DNA polymerase activity; damaged DNA binding; deoxycytidyl transferase activity
Source: RefSeq, a predicted model, not a curated record